Messenger RNA from Raphanus sativus (radish), 1304 nucleotides. RefSeq lists its product as uncharacterized. Bases 574 to 1122 code for a protein of 182 amino acids. Gene Ontology annotation, molecular function: zinc ion binding. The record is from RefSeq and is a predicted model, not a curated record. NCBI's taxonomy places the organism in Eukaryota, Viridiplantae, Streptophyta, Magnoliopsida, Brassicales, Brassicaceae. The transcript has 3 exons.
UAUCUUUUUCAGGGUAAUAAAAACGUUCGAUGAGUUUGUUAGCCAUGUCGGUUGGAAUCAAGCAAAAUGAGCUAGUCAACAAAGUUAUACAAAAGGUUUUAAUUGUCUUGUCUCUUUCUCUUAGAGCAUCAUUGUUGGGGUAUGGUAGUGUGAUAUGUUAGUAAUUAAAGCAUUUAAAAUAAAUGAAAAAGACUAAAAUACGUCCCGAACGUUUGUUAAUUAAGAGAUUUUUUGUGUCGUUUGUUAACGACACGCGUCAGGAGGGGAGAAGUUAGUGUGAGCAGUGUAGGUUACGACAUUUUUCUUCGAUUCCAAUCACUUUCUUCUCUUCUUCUCUUCUUAUCUUCUUCUCUCUUCAGGUCGAUAUGAUUCGGCGGUGGUUUUGGGCGGAUUUGUGAAGCUAAAUCGAUCAGUCCUCACGGUUCACCGGCGAUUGCUACCACAAGCAAGAAGGAAUCGAAACGAGUCUCCAUUACUCAGGUCAUUCGUGACGGAUCUCCGCUAAUUGCAGCUCAAACCGAGACAACCUCUUUUCUUUCCUUCACACCUCGCCGAGAACCGCUUAAACUAACCAUGGGACAAGACUAUAGCUACACACAACCCUCGGAGUCAGCGGAUUAUGGUUUAGGGAACUCAGUCGACAGUGUCUUUAGCGAAACGAAAGAUCUUAUCCACCGGGACCAAGCUGAGAUAAGCGCAAACAAUGCUCGUGCGGCUGCUCAAUACCCUCCUCAACCCGAGGUUGAGUUUGGCUUUCCACAGACAUGCUACUGUGGUCGGAAGCCUCAUCUUGCAACAUCGAAGAGUAUGAAUGAUCUAGGUAGAAGAUACUACACAUGUGAGAGUGUGAAUGAUGGAGAGUGCCAUGUUUGGAAAUGGUGGGAUGUGGCGCUUAUGGAGGAGAUGAGAGCUCGGGAUGUACACGUCCUUCAACUGGCUGAAAAGGUGGAUAAUCUUAGCCUUUUGACUGACUAUGAGACUGAGCAGAAAGUGAUCAGGCUAGAGAAGCUUGUGUCUGAUUUAGGUAAGGAGAAAUCAAGGUUUGGCAAUGGGUUUGAAGGCUUUGUAGGUGUGGCGGUUAUUGUUUUAGUUUCUAUAUGUAUGCUCCUCAUGUUUAAGUAAAUGAAGACAUGAGGAGAAGCUAGUGUCUGAUAUGUAGCUCCUUAUGGUUAUUGUAUGCACGUUAUGGAAAUGAACCACUUUGUAUGCUAUGCACGUUAUGAUUAGUGUCUGAUAUGUAUGCUCCUUAUGCUUUAUAAUGAACCUUUUGUAAUCAACCUUUUCUAAUGUUUCUGAAUUUAUUA